This is a messenger RNA of Closterium sp. NIES-65, 3846 nucleotides long. The record is from the annotation of a GenBank genome assembly. NCBI's taxonomy places the organism in Eukaryota, Viridiplantae, Streptophyta, Zygnematophyceae, Desmidiales, Closteriaceae.
AUGUUCCGUGCUUGUAUGCAGAAAGUGCCAGGCACAGUGUCGGACGGGCAUGUCGGUGCCGGCGUGCUUUCCGCGACGUCGUUCGGGUGGGUAGCGAAACAGAGCGACCAUCUGACAGGCGAGAAGGGUCGUCGUGGGGUGAGCAUCGAGAGCGUCGGCAUGAAGGGGAUGAAGGCUUUGCGCGACAGCAUGGUUGAGUACGUCGGCAAGGUCAUUGCCGUAAAACGCACCGCGACGCCGACUUCUCAAGCCGCCGGACCCGCCGACAGUGCCAUAGAUGACGACGGCGCGGAAGGACAGAAGGCGCCCCAAGGUGCAGUGGCCGCCCAGCAUCAGGGGAACGCGAGGGUGCAUGGGGAAGGUGGAAACGGUGGAGGAGGCGACGCAGAGGCAGGUGCAGGAAGGUUGGAAAUGGAGAAGUCGUCGUCGUCGUCGGAGUCGGAGUCGGAGUCGGAGGAGGAAGACGAGGCGGUGAAGCGUAAGGACGAGGAGGAGUAUGAGGAGUAUGAGGAGGAGGAGGAGGAGAAUAAGGACGAGAAUGGUGAGAAGUGGGAGGGAGGGAAGGAUGAGGAGGGGGGGGAUGAAGAGGUGGAGUUCGUGGUGGAGUAUGUAGAGGGUACGGUUGAGGCGGGAGAGGCGGAAGAGGCGGUGGGGUCGGCAGAUCAGGGGAAUGAGGAAGAGAAGGAUGACGACGCGGGAAAUGCUACGAGGUCGGCAGAUGUGGGGAAGGAGAAGGGCGAGGUCGGCGUGGAGGCAACGACAGGAAAUGGCCAGGAUGAGGCGGCCUGCGAGGGAGGUGGGAAGGUGUCGGUCGACGCCGGCGAAGGGGCGAACAACACGGGCGAGCAGGAGGCCGGGGAAGCACCUUGUCGGCAGGGCCCAGAACUAGACGACGUCGAGGUCGGCGACACCGACAAGUAUGCCGCGGAACAGCUGCGAAACGCGACGGAGGCCAUGUCGAAGACCAUCACGGGCAACAUCACCGGCAGCUUUGACGAAGCGUGGAAGUCGAUGAAGACAUUCGCGGAACAUGCGACGGAGUGGUUGGAGGACUUCGACAAUCCGGAGGGUCGUGUCGCGUAUGCACGAGCGUUAGCGGUCUCCUCCUUGGCCGAACACGUGGAUUCGGUGGUGGGCGAUGCGAAGAAGGGGUUGGAAGAGUACAUCUCGAACCACCUUGCCUCCGCGCAGGUCAACAUCGCCACCGCUUUGACCGCCAGGCUCGCCGUGCCGCCGCCGCCACCGCCUCAUCCCACGCCGCCCGCCAUCCCAGAAGAGCUUUUGAAGUCGUUCAAGGCCGACAUCCUGAAGGCGGUGACGGAGGCCACCCAGCAGUCUUUUGUUGCUUCCGGGAUGAAGAUCAUGACAGAGAUGAUCGGCACUGUGGCGCUUGGUCGACGUGGGUCGUCGCCUUCGGCCAAUGACGCCGAUAACGCGCAAAGAAAAACGGCCGAGAAGCAGGGCCAUAAGAGGACGGGCGACGGAGACGACAAGGGGAGCUCGAAGCGGAGCAAGGGAGCGGGCGGUAGUUUCGGGUCGAAGCCUGCGCAAAAAAGCGACCAGCUGAAGACGAAGGCGGGGUGGAAGGUGGUAAGGACGUCGCACAGCAAGGGAGGCGGAAGCGGGGGAGCAAAGGGUGGCCCUGCCGACGGGGUUGCCGCUAACCUAGCUGCUCCGACUGGCCCGCCUUUGGUCGCCGAGCAGACCCAUCCUCAGGCGAGCGGUGGGAAAGGCGUUACCGACAAGGAGGUGCCAACUGCUCAGGCGGCGAAUGAUGGUGACUCCGGAACCACCAAGGGACCGUCCGUCGCGGCGGCGGGCAAGCCUGCUUCUGCUACGGUUGCCGGCACCACCAAGUCGAGUCCCCGUAACCCCCUUGCGGCUACCAGCGCGCCUGCCGGCCAGUCAGGUGCGAACAAAGAUGGGGAGGCUGCUCCAGCUCCAGCAACCCCGACUGCCGCCAAGGUUGUCGCGAAGGUUGCUUCGGCUAAGGGUGAUGCCAUGGCAUCAGCUAAGGCCCCCCCCGGUGGUACCGCGCUCAGAGAGAUGCUCCGCCGCAUGGAGGCACAUAGCAGGGACGUGCAGCAGCAUCCCGCGGUCGACGCCGGCCUUCCUGGAACAGCACGCCGCUCCGUCACUACGCAGGUUGCCGGCAAGUCGUCCGGUGCCCCACCUGCCGCGCCUCCGGUGGCCGCCCCACCGCCUGCGGACCCCAAGUCCGAUUUUCUUCGCGCCCAUUUAGGCGCACGCAAAGCGGCUGCUCCGUCAGUGACCCUGCCAAAACUCGGCAAAAGCGCGACGCCGACGUCGGUAAACGCGACCGCACCCACACCAGGUGCAUCUGUGGUCGAUGUGGCGGCGGAGAAGGGAGUGAGUGCAGCGCUCGCCACCGGCGGCCGCGCAGACAAGCAUGCCGACCUCGCUGUCGUCAUGGCCCAUUUUGAGGCAGCAAAGCGCCCCGAGCACGCCCCUGUUAUGGCCAUCAUGGACACGGCGCAUGUGGUGCCGUCGGCGACCCACGGAGGGGGUUCGACGGAGCAGACGGCCGCGACAGCUGCUGUCGCCGAGAUAAAUGCUGGACGGAAGGAAAAGGACGACAACGGGAAAGGGAAGGCGGUCUCUCAGAGGAGCACGCGGGCGAUGACUGCGGGGAAGUUGACGUCGGAAGAGAAAGGAAAGAAGGCGGAAGGGGAGAAGGACAAGACGGGCGGCAAGGGUAAGCCGGCGAAGAAGAAGGAGAAGGCGGAGGAGGAGGACGAGGAGGGCGGCGAGGGAGAUAAAGAGCAUGGACGCAGGGGUCAUGGCAUCCGCCGAGACAAGGCUGGCGACGGGCAAGGGUGGGUGGGCGAGAUUAAGGUACACGGACAGAAUCGGUACAUCGGCAAGUCGAGGGAGAAGAUGGAGCUGGCCUACGAGCACGCGAUUGCGUUCGUCGUCUACGACGGCUACAUGAGCAAGGUGCUCAUGAAGGAGCUCACCGUCUUGAACCCGGGGGAGUUGGAUAAAUGGAAGGAGGUGUGGGCGGAGGUGAAGUUCUUGCCCACUGGGAUGUGGACAGUGAUGUGGGCCAGAGGCUUGUGCCAUCCGAGAGCAAGGUUCGACAAUAUACUCGACAGGUACCGUGGGUACGCGAGUUCGGGUGUUGCGCUUCAUGACGUGCUCUGGCCGGCGAUCUGGUUCCCCAUCAUCGAGGACACGGAGGAAGGCAAGGAAGAGACGAACGCUCUCAUGUCGGCGAUGGUAAAUCGCGUGUCGAUGUGCGCGGCGUAUGGGAAGGUCGCGGCGAGCGCAGCGUUUGGGAAGGUCGAUGCGAGCGUGGAGGGGAAGGUGGACGAGAAGAUGGAGAUGGGGGCCCAGGCGUUAGCGGCAUCGGCAUGCACCAUCUGGUGCUUCUUGGAGACGGGGGCGUCGGUGCUCGGUGCUGUGGGCGAAGGGAAGGCGGCGGCGAUGGUGGCAGGUGCGAGGGAGGCGAGGGCCAAGGACUUCAAGGAGGUGAUGCACGCGGUGAUCGACAUAGCACGCAGCAGGCAGGCUCCCGCUGGGGACGUUGCACAUAACGUCGCGCCAUCGCUGCAGAGCCAGGCAGUUGCCAGGGCCUUCGCGAAGGGAGUUGAGGAAGUCGAGGCCGACAUGAUCGCAAGAGCGACGGUCGAGACCUUGGCGUUCUGGGGAAUGUGCCUCGUCGCCGGGCCCAAGCUCAAAGCGCAGGGCAUCGAUGUGCCGUGUGACGCGAGGAUGGAGUACGAUAUGGAUCACAGGGGGAUGAAGGGGGAGAAGGUCAAGCAGAGCAAGGGCAGCAGCAAGAGGAAGAAGAGCAAGCAGGGCAUGGGCAGUACGGAUGCGUAG